Molecule: messenger RNA, 4572 nt
Organism: Seriola dumerili (greater amberjack)
Lineage: Eukaryota; Metazoa; Chordata; Actinopteri; Carangiformes; Carangidae
Product: semaphorin-6B-like
Exons: 16
Coding region: 1-2685 (894 amino acids)
Biological process (GO): axon guidance; positive regulation of cell migration; semaphorin-plexin signaling pathway
Molecular function (GO): chemorepellent activity; semaphorin receptor binding
Source: RefSeq, a predicted model, not a curated record
AUGGCGACCAUGGCUCCUCCCCUCACAUUUCUUCUACUGCUGCUUCAACUGGCUGAUGGCUCAUUCCCAGAGGAGCCCAGUCCACUCAGCUACGUCCCUGUAGAGGUGGUGAGGAGGUAUCCGGUGUUCCUGGGCAGAGCUCAUCGUUCAGCUCAGAGACAGGAGCUGCACAUCCAGACGGUCCUGCAAGUCAACCGCACGCUCUACAUUGGAGCCAGAGAUGAUUUGUACAGAGUGGAGCUGGAUAACAUGGCAGGUGAUGAGAUGUUCUACAGCAAGAAACGGACAUGGGAAUCCAAUAAGAACGACAUUCGAGUGUGCCGGAUGAAGGGCAAACACGAGGGAGAGUGUCGUAAUUUCAUCAAGGUUCUGCUCAGCCAGCAUGGUGGCCUGUUUGUAUGUGGAACAAACGCCUUCAACCCACUGUGUGCCAACUACACUAGAGACACUCUAGAAAUGGUGGGAGAGCCUGUCAGUGGGAUGGCACGGUGCCCAUAUGAUCCACGACAUGCCAAUGUGGCUUUAUUUGCAGAUGGAAGUCUCUUUACCGGUACUGUGACAGACUUCCUAGCCAUCGAUGCAGUGAUCUAUCGAAGCCUCGGCGACAGCCCCGCCCUCCGCACAGUCAAACACGAUUCCAAAUGGUUUAGAGAGCCUUAUUUUGUGAGUGCCAUGGAGUGGGGGCCUCAUAUUUAUUUCUUCUUCAGAGAGAUGGCCAUGGAGUUUCAUCACCUAGAGAAGGUGAUGGUGUCCCGUGUGGCUCGUGUGUGUAAGGCUGAUCUCGGUGGCUCUCAGCGUGUCCUCGAAAAACAGUGGACCACGUUUCUAAAGGCACGGCUCAACUGCUCCGUCCCAGGAGACUCGCACUUCUACUUCAACCUCUUACACGCCACAAGUGGCAUUAUCCACAUGCAGGGACGAGAUGUCAUCCUCGGUCUCUUCUCGACGCCUCCCAACAGCAUCCCUGGGUCUGCGGUGUGUGUGUUUGAUAUGCAGCAGCUCGCUCAUGUCUUUGAGGGGCGAUUUAAAGAGCAGAAAUCCCCAGAGUCUAUCUGGACUCCUGUACCAGACGAGGCGGUGCCUAAACCGAGACCAGGGGGAUGUGCGGUGCAGGGAUCCAGAUUUAGCUCCUCUACCACGCUGCCAGACGAGGUGCUGAACUUUGUGAAGACCCACCCUCUGAUGGACGAGACCGUUCCACUGCUGGGGCAUAGACCCUGGGUGGUCAAGACUAUGGGACGGUACCAGCUGACAGCCAUGGUGGUAGACACAGAAGCUGGUCCCCAUAGGAACCGCACGGUCUUGUUCCUGGGCUCAACCAGAGGAACCAUCCUCAAAUUCCUAAUGGUUCCCAAUGGAGACUCUGUCUCCCACAGCAGUGUGUUUCUGGAGGAGGUGGAGGGAUUUAACCCGGAGAAGUGUGGUGAGGACUCCCCUCAGGCCCGUCAGCUCUUGUCUCUGUCGCUGGACCGGACCAGUCACACCCUGCUGCUGGCCUUCUCCUCCUGUCUGGUCCGAGUGCCCACAUCUCGCUGCCACCUGCACUCCCGCUGCAUGAAGAGCUGUCUAGCCUCCAGGGAUCCUUACUGUGGCUGGACCAGAGGCAGCACCUGCUCCUUCCUGAGACCAGGCACAAGGCUGCCUUUUCAACAAGACGUGGAAUAUGGAAACACCACCUCCCAUCUAGGAGACUGUGACGGAAUUCUGCAGCAAAGUUUACUGAUUGAACCAGAGAGCCUCGUUUCCCUCAACUUGCUUGUGGCGUCGGCAGUCUCUGCGUUCACCAUCGGGGCGGCGCUCUCUGGCCUGGCAGUGUGCUGGAUCAUGGCCCACAAGCCUGCCAAUCGUCGCCACGGCAACACCUCCCAGUCCUCAAUCCAGCGACGUGAAAGAGGCUUGCUUAGUAACGGCGGUGGGAUGGGAGGCUCUGUGCUGAGUGUAACACGGCAGGGAGGUGGGGAGCGCCCCUGCUCUCAAGGCGGGGAAACCCUCUUUGUCAUGCCCAAUGGCUGGGUGAAGUCAGGAGAGCUUGACCCCGGUUUCCUCCCCACCCCAGAGCACACGCCCCAGCAGAAACGCAGAGGCCUGCGACUGUCUGACUCCAACUCUGGAGGGUGGGACACCAGCCAGACGUACCUGGGGGGAGGCUCUGUGGGUCUAGGUUCACCCUGCCGCAUGCCCCCCUCCGUUUACCUGACCACCCGACUGUUCCAGCAGGGGGGAGGUGGGAGACACGGUGGUGAGGGCAGAGGGAAUGACACGCCGCGCCAGCACUAUGUCUGCCUGAGCAAACAAGAAAAAGGAGGGAAAGGGACGCCCAAAGCCCCGUUCAGGAAGUCUGCAGGAGAAUAUGUAUACCCCAUGACCCCCCAGGACUCGCCUGAGCGUCGGAGGGUGGUCUCAGCACCCAGCGCCCCCAUGGAGUAUGGUGAACCGCUGCCAUUGCGCUGGCCAGCCCCGGAAGGAUACAUCCUCAGCAGCCAUGGCAUGGUCCCCGUCCCCCUGCCUCCCCCCUCCAUGCCCGCUCCCAGUAGCCAGGCGUAUGUGUCCCAGCAACAUACCCCAGGGCUGAGCAGGGCUCUGCUGAGAGGGGCCCUGGAGCGAGGGGAGCUGGGCGAGCUGGUGGAUCUCAGCCAACUGAUGAGUAAGAAGAACUGCAGUGAUAGGACUCAGGCCGGCCAGUGACUGUUGAGGAAAUGAAGGGGACGGGAGCAUUUCCAUGUCCGGAGCUCUCUGUUUUAUUUACAUAGAUCUUUCUUUCCUCCUCAUUCUGUCUAUCCCUCUCUCCCUUCCCUCUAUCUUCCAUUCUUUGUCAUUCAGCCCCUCUGAUCUCCUCUGUCAGUCUCUCAGGCACCCCCACCCUACCAUUUCACCCCAUGAUGAGUCUCUUCUUAUGACUGGCUGCUGGGUCUGCCACUCAUAUCCUGGCUCACACUAAUUGGUCAGAUGGACUGAGGUUGUUGCUGUGUCUGCAUUGCAGAGUUGCCUCUCUCUCUCCUGCUACUCGGCAGCAGCAGGAGGAGUGAGGAGAGAGGAUGGAGAGGAAAGAUAGAAAGCAGAAUGGGGGGCAAGAGAGGAUGUGGUCAAAGAUGGACAUGGCACUUAGGAGCUGCCUUCUCUUUGCAGAUUAACUGAGGCUGCAGGGCCAGUCAAGUUCUGCUACAGGAGUGGGAUGCGUUUCCCCUCCUGGAUAACAUUAACAAGACUGCCACCCAUCUGUUAUCCACUAUAGUACCUGUUGGUCUGACUGCCAACCAGAUACUUGGAGUGAAAUUGUACAUUUUGAUCAUUGUAAAUGGAUGCCUUCCUGAAUACCUGAGGCUCUAGGCGACUCAUCAGACGAAAACUAAGGUCAUUUUGACUGUAAAUGCAAAUCUAACAGAUGAUGAGGCGAUACCAAUUCCCUCUGUCUGUUUCUUCUUCUCUCUUUUUCUCCUUGCUGCACACAUACAGCAGAUACAUACACGUAUUUGUACAGGUGAGUAUUUAGUAUUCCAGAGGGAAGACGUGUGUGCCAAAUGCCUCUAUCCUUUCUCAAAGGGAUGUGGGACAAUAACUCACGUCCUCGGAGAGCAGAGUGCAGGACCGAAAUGUCAGCACUAUUUCUGCCAACCGCAUGUUCUCUGUAAUGACGGCAUCUCAGCCGUCCAUCGCUCAAUUUGUUCUCCUCCCUGCACUCCAUGUACUCUUAAAGGACUAAUACUUCUACGAGGACGUCGGGAGCAGCAACACUAGACUGACAGAAAAGUAAGAGCAGGACAGACACACAGAAAGGAAGAAGGAGAGAGGUGUUUUCAGUAAAUGCACCGCAACGUAUGAACACCUUGUCCUUCACUGUCACCUUAAGGUUUUUCCACACAUAUACACACACUCAUUAAUGCUGCAUUGUAGAACACAGUCCGGUUUUAUUGGGCAAUAUUUCCCCUUAAGCCCACAGUGGGUCAAGGUCCCACAGACGUGAUACAGAAUAAAGUGACAGUUACAGUGGUGAUGAUGGAAACCUCUGGCUUAACGCCGAGCCAAUAGAGGUAAUGGAAAUGUCCCCAACAGGUAAAUGGGACUACAUAUUCAGCCCCUUGAAGUGUCCAGUUCCAGGGAGUGGUCGGCGUUUAGAUCAACACAACAUGGCUUGAGUGUGUUAGUGAGGAGAUGGAAGUCAUAAAAAAGAGACAAGAUGAAGAAGACAAAAGCAGAAACAAAAAGGCAAGUAGAUGAAAUAAUGAGGUGCAACAACAACAACAACAGCAACUAUAGACCAUAAUGAGAAUGUGGUUUGUUGUAGCUGUCACUCUCAGUCCCAGUCAGAGCGAACGCUGGUUUGUGCUGACCUUGUAGUGAGCAGCAAUAUAUGGUCUAUCUGUACAUAGUAAACUUUAAUUUAGUUAAAAUGAUAAUGUAAGACAAACAGUAACUCCAAAAAAAUGAUAUCAGACAUUAGCUUGCAAACAAAAAUAAACAUUUGCCAUGUCAUUAUAACGAUGUAAUGUAUGAAAAUCUGUUUUUCAUGUAAGUUUCAUAUCAACCUGCUCCGAGAUUGAAAUCGCAGACAAUGAUUAUUACCAGUGUCUGAUU